AGACAUUUUGGAGAACCAAAGCAAAGCUCAAAAGCCUUUCAAAGAAGUAUGUGUUAUUCCACUGGAUAUUGCAUCAAAUAAGAAUUAUAAACUUCGCACCCUCAAUCAUGCUCCAAAUACAAUGGUAUUGUCCAGUCCUCCAGGAUCCCAGCAUUCGUGGUACCAUGUAAAUUGCUCUAACUCUCCCUCAUGAUUGGCUGACAGCUCAAAACCAAAUAUGACAAAUCGAAUACCCAGAGCGUGUUCUCCGACUUUUAAUUGGCUGAAGCUGGUCUGGCUAGAGCAGUCGAUGCCAGAAACGGAAGUCCCGCCAGGAAGCUCAGAGUUCAGUUUCAUUUGUUUAUGUACAAUUCCCACAAUCGAGGCAGUGUCGCUCUGUGAGUCACAUAUCUUAUUUAAAGCGCUGCUUUAAUAUAUUAAUAUGUUGUCUGCCUUGUGUUUUUGCUGGAUUGGGAAAAGGGAGAAUGCUUGAAGAAUGUUACCGGUAAAAGGAAGAGAUGCCGGGGUCUGGCAGCAAACUAAAAGCCUGCUUUACAAAAACCUGCUUAUUAAAUGGAGGAGCAAACAGCAGAGUCUGCAGGAGCUGAUCCUGCCCUUGUUGUUGCUGGGGCUUCUGAUUCUCAUCAGCACACUGCACCCCCACGUAUAUUACCAUGGCAUCUCCACUGUGGAGCUGGAGCGCCAAUACAGCUAUGACCUGGAGCCGAAAUACCUGGGAUACACGCCCAACAAUACCAUUACCAAUCACAUUAUGGACAAGGUGGCAGAACAUUUAACUAACGAAGGGAUUGAGGUGGAGAUGUUCCACAGUGAGAAGGCCUUGGAGAAUGCCAGCCUACACGAUCAGUCAUCCUGGGUGGGUGUGGUGUUCCAGAACUCUUUAAGCUACCAGCUGCGCUUUCCCUACAAUUCUGUGCCACUGCCCAGUGACUACACAGACUCAAUCGCCAGCUGCUUUACAGACAGUAAAUCGUGCAAGGCUGCAAACUAUUGGUACUCAGGAUUCACCAAACUCCAGUCAUACAUUGAUGCAGCCAUCAUAGAGGUGCAGACCCAGCGGGAGGUCUGGAGGGAGAUGGAAGGGCUACGGGUCGUGAUGAUGGGCCAGCCCGGGUCAGUGGAGGUCCAGAAGUUCCCUCACGCGCUCAUCUCCAUCUACCUGGUCCUGGCGUUCACGCCCUUCGUGUCCUUCCUCAUCGUCAACGUGGCGGCGGAGAAGGAGUGCCGCCUGAAGGAUGCCAUGGCCAUGAUGGGGCUGCGCGACUCUGCUUUCUGGCUGUCCUGGGGCUUGCUGUAUGCUGCCCUGGUCUUCACCAUGUCAGUCCUCAUGGCAAUCAUCUCCACAUGCACCUCCCUCUUUCCCAGCAGCAGCUUCUUUGUGAUCUUUCUGCUCAUUUUCCUGUACGGGAUAUCCACAAUCUUCUUUUCCUUCAUGCUGACACCCCUCUUCAAGAAGCCCAAGUUUGCCAGCACUGUGGGCUCCAUGCUGACAGUAGUGUUUGGCUGCCUGUCUCUCUUCACUGUCCUGAUGAAGGAUUUCCCUCAGCCACUGGUCUGGGUGCUGUGCCUGCUGUCUCCCAGUGCCUUCUCCAUGGGCAUUGCACAGGUGGUGUACCUGGAAGCUCAGGGAGACGGAGCAGUCUUCUCCACUCUGUCCAAUGGCCCCCACCCCCUUUUCGUGCCCCUUGUCAUGCUGGUGCUUGAUAGCUUCCUUUACCUCCUGCUAGCAGUCUACCUGGACCAGGUCUUACCAAGGGAAUAUGGAAUACGUCGGUCCAUCCUCUACUUUCUGAAGCCAUCCUAUUGGUCCAGACACAUGAAGCACUAUAAAGAGGUCAAUUCGCAGUUUGAGAGUGAGGUAAACGGCGGCCCUCCGUCCAGCGAGUCAGUCGAGCCCGUGUCUUCAGAGUUCCAGGGGAAGGAAGCCAUCAGAAUUAACAAUAUUCAUAAAGUUUAUAAGGAGAAGGACAGCUCUGUUGAGGCACUUAGAGGCUUGACCUUUGACAUCUAUGAGGGGCAGAUCACAGCUCUGCUGGGGCACAGUGGAGCAGGGAAGUCCACGCUGAUGAAUAUUCUGUGUGGGAUUUGCCCUCCCACUGAAGGCUCUGUCAUGAUCUAUGGCUCCCCAGUGUCUGAGAUCGCAGAGGGGCUGGAGAUGCGGAGGCUGGUGGGAAUUUGCCCGCAGUUCAACAUCAUGUUCGAGGUGCUGACUGUGGAGGAGCACCUGAGGAUCUUUGCUGCCAUCAAGGGCAUCCCCCCGGGCGACAUCAACAGAGAGGUAGCCAAAGUGUUGAAGGACUUGGAUCUGGAGAAGAUCAUGGAUGCCCAGGCCCAGAACCUGAGCGGCGGCCAGAAGAGGAAGCUGUCUGUGGGCAUUGCCAUCGUGGGGGACCCCAAGAUUCUUCUCCUGGACGAGCCUACGGCAGGAAUGGACCCCUGCUCCCGGCACCAGGUGUGGUCUCUCCUGAAGAGCCGACGGUCGGAUCAUGUCACUGUACUCUCCACCCACUACAUGGAUGAGGCUGACAUCCUGGCAGAUCGGAAAGCUGUGAUCUCCCAAGGACUUCUCAAGUGUAUUGGCUCCUCUCUCUAUCUCAAAACGAAAUGUGGGGUUGGCUACCACCUCCGGAUGUCAGUGAGUGAGUCGUGUGACACAGACCGCGUGACCUCACUGAUAAGACGGCACGUCUCUAAGGCACAGUUGUCACGGCAGCAGGAGGCAGAACUGACAUACACUCUUCCCUCUGAAAACAUGGACACGUUUUCAGGCCUGUUCUCAGAGCUGGACAGCCGGCCUGAUCUCGGAAUAGGGAACUACGGUGUUUCCAUGACAACACUGGAAGAUGUUUUCCUGAAGCUGGAGGCUGAGGCCGAGGUUGAUCAAGCAGACUACAGCGUGUUUAACCAGGAGCAGGUAGAGGAGGAAGGGGACGCCUCCUCCCUGGACGACACUGACCAGCGGCUCCUCAUCUUCUCUGACAGCAAGCCUGAGGGUGUCUCUGGACACGCUCUGUGGAGGCAGCAGUUCCGCACCAUAGCCAGACUGCACCUGCUCAACCUGCUGAGGGAGAGGAAGCCCAUCAUUCUGGCUCUGUUCGUCAUCUUCCUGGCCUCAGUGCUGGCUCUGUCCCUGAUCAGUGGCAAUAUCCGAAUCAACCCCACGUCCCGCCGACUCUCCCCAGACCUCUACCUCCUCAGUAGCAAACAGCCGCUUCGCAAGUACGCCAGCAGUCUGCUGCUGCACAAUGCCUCUGACUCGAGUAUUGACUACUUCAUCCGCAAUCUGGAAUCACAGGAUAUUAAGGUGGAAUUGCAGAAAGGAAAUGAUUUCAUGGCAAGUGCUCCACACAGUGCUGCCUUUAACAUUUCAGGUUCCAAUAAGCAGCACUACGAGUACACAGCUGUGUUUAACAGCACCAUGGUACACUCCCUUCCUAUGCUGCUGAAUAUCCUGAGCAACGCUCUGCUGCGCAGCCUCAACGGGACCGGCCGCAUCGAGACGUGGAGCAAACCCUUUGAAUUUAAAAUUCCUGAGGCUCUAUCGAAUGCCCUGAUCUACAUUGAAGCGGUUCUGCUAGGAAUGCUGGCAGCAGGAAUGCCAGCCUACUUUGCCAUGGAACACACACGGGACCGCGAGAUUAAGUGCCGUUCCCAGCUGCGAAUCUCAGGCUUGGUCCCGUCUGCUUACUGGUGUGGUCAGGCAGCUGUCGACAUCCCCUUCUACUACCUCAUCCUGAUCGCCAUGACCAGCACUCUCUUCGCCUUCCACUCGGAGGAGCUGUUGCACGCUGGCGCAUACACCUCAGUGAUCCCGUGUCUGAUAGGCUACGGUCCGGCGAUGAUCCUCUUCACCUACGUGGUGUCCUUCAUGUUCACUCGCGUCCAGAACAAUCGGGAUUUCCUCUCCAUCGUCUCCAUGCUGGUCUCUGUAGUAUCUGCAUUCUUGAUUCAGCUGACCUAUGUGAAUGGAAACCGGAUCGUAGCCACAAUUCUGCACAACUCUUUGUGCUUCUUCAACCCACUGUACCCACUCAUGGGCUGCCUCAUCUGCAUCACCAAGAAGACUUUCACUGACAUGAGCGUUUAUGAAGACACUGGAACGCUGAGUAGAAACAUGCUGGUAACCAUUGUGUCGCCCUACCUGCAGUGUGUCUUUCUUCUCUUCCUGCUGCGUUGGCUGGAGAUCCGAUACGGAGGCAAGACUAUGAGGAAUGAUCCACUGUGCAGGAUCUCCGCUGGGAAGACGAAAGUCCAUAGGAACCCUGAUGAGUCAGAGAACGAGGACGAAGAUGUCCAUGCAGAGAGGACGAGGGUCAAGGAGGCACUGAGCUGUCAGAGCUGCGAGGAGAAGCCAGUGGUGGUGUUGAGCAGCCUGAGAAAGGAGUACAGCGGCCAUCAUGACGGUUUCAUCUUGAACACCAAGAAGAAGAAAGUGGCGACAAAAAACAUCUCCCUCUGCGUUCGGAAAGGUGAAGUGCUGGGACUGCUGGGUCCAAAUGGAGCAGGGAAGACCACUACCAUGUACAUGCUGGCUGGAGAAACCGAGCCCACGGCAGGACAGGUGCUGAUGGGUGAUUACUGCACAGAGUUCCGGCAGGUGGACGGCCCUCUGGAGUACAUUGGCUACUGUCCACAGGUGAACCCGCUGUGGCCCAAGAUCACCCUGCAGGAGCACCUGGAGAUCUACGCCUCCAUCAAGGGACUCGGCCAGAAUGAGGUCGCCAGCAUCAUCGAGCGCGUUGUGAAUGCACUGGAGUUGAAGGAACACCUUAAAAAGAAAGCUAAGAAUCUCUCGGCAGGAAUUAAGAGAAAGCUCUGUUUUGCCUUGAGCAUGCUGGGUAACCCCCAGAUUGUGCUUCUGGAUGAACCUUCAACAGGAAUGGACCCCAAAGCCAAGCAGAGAAUGUGGAGAGCUAUCCGUGCAGCAUUCAAGAAUCGCCAGCGGGGGGCGAUACUAACCACCCACUACAUGGAGGAGGCAGAGGCUGUCUGCGACCGAGUCGCCAUCAUGGUGUCAGGGCAGUUGCGGUGUAUCGGCUCCAUCCAGCACCUGAAGGGAAAGUACGGCCGUGGGUACAGCCUGGAGGUGAAGCUGCGGGAGGAGAUGACCGGGCUGCGGGAAGUGGCUCUCCUUCACAAGGCGAUCCUGAGAAUCUUCCCUCAUGCAGUGCGGCAAGAGAGCUUUGCCACUCUGAUGGUGUAUAAGAUCCCCAUGGAAGAUGUGAAAUCACUCUCACAGUCCUUUUCACAGUUGGAAAAGGCAAAAGAUGCCUUCCAUUUUGAGGAAUACAACUUCUCUCAAUCUACACUGGAACAGGUGUUCGUGGAGUUUGCUAAAGAGCAGGAGAAUGACGAGGAAGAGAUUGGGUCCCUGAGCACAACGUUUCAAUGGCAGAGACUUCAGCAAGAUGAGCUGGUGUCAACGCCCCACUCGGACAGCAUUGUCCACCAGCUUUAACCACUGGAGCCGGAAUACUGAACUCUUUUCUACUGAAUCUGAUUGAUCUUGGAUCUCUUGCACUUCUCUCUGUGUGAAUUGAAUUUGACAGCUCUCAGAUCUCCAGUACUGAAUUCUCUCUGUUCAGUUUGCUGGCAUCGCUGUGAACGUGUUAUUGGAAAUAAUGCAGGACAAGAAGCUUCUGAAGAGUUGUCUUUCGGUUUUAUGUUUUGAGUGGAUCUUCAAAUAUCCCCCCGCUGCCUUCCUAAAGGACAUACACUUGAUUGAAUGCACUCACAGCCUGCCGAUAUGAGUGGAUUCGUUUCAAGGAAAUGACAGCUUUUUGAAACGAGCAGGCAUGCAUGCUCAAAGGGGCUACCCUUUAUAUCUGGAAUAAACACAGUGUAUUUCAUUUUCAUGCCACAAUACAAAAUGGCACAGGCAGCGUUAAAUCCAGGAAGGUGCGCCGAUACUGCGGAUGCUACAGAUAAAUCAUUAAUAAGAGACAACGCCAUGCAUUAAGAAAAAUCGCAUUGGGUAACGAGAGUGUCUUAAAGAGGAAUUGAUUUCAGCCUAAAUAUUUUGUUGUUGCGUAUAUAUGUGGUUGAUUGAAAUGCUGAUGUUUUUAUUAGUUCAGUUUCAUAAAUAAUUCCUGCUUCUGCCAGCUAGUGUCAGUCUUUUACAUUUGUAAGAGUUACCUGUGAAUGCACAGAUGUAAGGAUUGAAGUAUUGCCAAAGUAUUAUAAAUCCAUGAAUGUGUAGAUAAAUGUAUUGAGGAAUGGGAUGGAGAGGCCCAAUUCAUGUUGCUUCCUCAGUAGUGUGGUUCAGGGGAGUCACGGUUUGUAAACAGCAUACUCCUUGAAAGAUGAUCGAUCCACAUGUCUUCUUAUUCAGAGCAACUCCUUUUCAGAAGUGACUUUGCAAUUCCUUUUUUGUAUCCAGUAGGCAUAACUACAUUUAUAGUCUAUAGCUGCUGUAUUAUCACUUUUUGUUAACCUGUUCUGCAGAGUCCCUCGGCCGUUCCAUUCACAGGCAACGCAGCCAUUUCUUUUCAGUUUACAGAAUAAUGAUAUUACAGAAUUUUUUGAAUACAUUGAUGCAGGGCUGUUAACUAUGGUUGUCUCAAAUAUUUGGUACAGGAAGGUAAUAUUUUAUGACCACGUGUUUUUAAGCUUGGAUCUUUAGCUUGUAGCUGGAUAAUUGGGGAUUUAUGUAAUUACACAUUUUGGGAUUUAAGCCUGUUAAUUAUGCCCUUAGUUGUAUGUCUGCACUGGAGUUGGACCCCUUUUCUCCAGCUAAUGUAAAUGGUUCUUUUGUUUUCUGUGUGUUUUUACUGAUUUACUAUCUUAACCCAGGUGUUCAAGUCCACCCUGUGUGUUCCAGCAGGAGAGAUUCCAGUUUAUAUUGGAGUAAAGGGUGAAAAAUGAAUAUAUGACUUACAACAUGUUUAUGAUACGUGUCUAAGGUGGGUGGAAAGGGCUGUAUCUUAUACACCCACUAUAUUUGUGUUUUUUUUUUUUUAAAGGAAAUUGCACUAUUUGUAACUGUCCCUCAUUCAAUUCUUGAUUUCUGUUGAAUGGAAAGAAACAAAUACUGCAGUUUUGCACAUAAUUUUAAUUGAAACGGCAUUCUGUGUCUUCAUUUAUAAAAGCUGUUGUUGGUAUGUAAUUCGUUCCACUGUAAUAUGGACAGCCUGUUUUUAAUAUGCUUUUAUAAAAUAACAUUAAAAUGCAUCAUUAUUUUUCUUUCUGCUCAGCCAGGAGGAUUGAGCUGGUAAUUGUUUUUUUUUUUUUUGUAUUGGGGUAAUUGUGUGAGGUGACUACAGUAUGUAGGAACAAAGGGGGGAAAAAAGGUUAAUUGACAGAAAUAUUUUUCAGGUAGAUUACCAUUAUUUAUUUAUUUUUUUUUUUAAUGAUUAUUUUGUACAGGAAAGCCUGUCCUAUUAUCAGUAAGCUAAGAAACUGGGCCUUAUUUAACUUUGAACCCUGUUUGUUGCACAGCGUUUAUAUUUGAAAACUCUACAAGCAUUGCACAUUUGCAAUACUGAGGGGAGAAUUUAAAGAUAAUCCAUUCUAAUACAGAUGCUGCCUUUGUGAACCUUUGUAUAUCGGAACAGAGAGCUGAUACCGUGAUUGUGGUCAUGAUACAUUUGUUUAGUAAGUGGCUUAUGGGGUGAAUUGCCAGGUAAUGUGACAUUUGAUUACAAUAUGCAGUUGAUUCAGUUAACUAUUGAUUCAAUGAAGUGUUUUUCAUUUACAUUCCAUCCUCAUUGCUUUCUUAUUUUGUCGCAUUGUCAUUCUAUCAAUGUCAUCAAUUAGAAAAUGUAUAUUAGAAGACAGAGGGGCCUUAACAUCAGGAGUUAUUUAAAGAAUGUUUAUUAAUAAAGUAUAGUUUGAUAUUGUUUGUUUAUUUUAACAACAGCCUAGAAAAAUGCGACCAUCUUAUUUUUUAUUUUAUUCACAGUUGAAAGCUUUGUGAAAAGGGCCCAGUGUUGGGGAGACAGGGGCCAUACUGUAUAGUAUAGUACUUCCCCCAUGAAACAUGAGUGGAGUGUACAGUAUAUAAAACUAGGUGUUUUAGAUUUUUACUGUAAUUAGAAUGCAUGUUAUUAAUAAUGAUCCUGCUUAAACGAGGGACAGGCUUACUUGCUCUAGAGCAAAGGUUGCAGCAGUUUU
This is a messenger RNA of Polyodon spathula (Mississippi paddlefish), 8112 nucleotides long. Its product is annotated as cholesterol transporter ABCA5-like. Gene Ontology annotation, molecular function: ABC-type transporter activity; ATP hydrolysis activity; lipid carrier activity. The transcript is spliced from 39 exons. Gene Ontology annotation, cellular component: intracellular membrane-bounded organelle; membrane. Gene Ontology annotation, biological process: transmembrane transport; lipid transport. The record is from RefSeq and is a predicted model, not a curated record. The coding region runs from base 476 to 5458 and encodes 1660 amino acids. Lineage: Eukaryota; Metazoa; Chordata; Actinopteri; Acipenseriformes; Polyodontidae.